This is a messenger RNA of Oppiella nova, 248 nucleotides long. The record is from the annotation of a GenBank genome assembly. Lineage: Eukaryota; Metazoa; Arthropoda; Arachnida; Sarcoptiformes; Oppiidae.
AUGGAUACCACUGAAGGGCAGUCAUCAUAUCAGGUGCCAUGGCCUCCAUAAUAGCCGCAGAAAUAUUCCUUCCGGUCUAUUAUAAGGUUCAGUUCACAAGUGUUAACAAAUAUUUGGAAGUAAGGUUUGGCAGUCAAAAGGUUCGGUUAGCCGUUUCGUUCUCAUUCCUCAUGUGUACCAUUCCUUAUAUGGGAGUUGUCUUAUAUGGACCAUCACUUGCUCUUGGAUCAGUCACGAAUCCAAUAUAA